AUGGCGUACGAACUGCUCUGGGAUGCUUCUUAUGAAUAUCUAGAAAAACACGCUGCCUUCGUAAAUACGCUCACUAAUUUAAUGCUAGCAAGAGCAAAGAAUCUUCGCUCUCAGCUAUUUAGCAACGAAUUGGUAAAGAGCCCUACAUUCUUAGAGGAAUUUAAACUAGCGCACGAUGAGCUGCAAAACAUGAACAAAACACUGCAAUUGGUAGUGAACGACUGGAAAAGCUUGUUCGCGGAAGUAUCUUCAAGAUGGACCAUACAAACAGGCCCGCAAUCGAUUGCGUCCAACGCUGAGCUCACCUUUGAUUACAUCAGACCAACGCUCGACUAUAAGGCGAAUGAGAAAGUACAACUCAUUGUCACUUACAUACCAGUACCGUCGGAUGGUAUUUUUUAUGCAAUGGACGAAUCGCGGAAAAACGACUUCAGCGCCAAUUUAAUGCCAAUCCAAACAACGCGCAAAACUCUGCUGGAUAAAUCACCACCGCCCGGGACGGUGUUUAUGAUUUUGCUGGACAAUAUGUGGACGCGUGCGGUUUGCAGCGUAUUCACGAAUGGCAAAACGCCCCAAGCAAUCUAUCUGCUGGAUUUGGGUGAAAUAUUGUGCUAUGACGAGCAUGUUCCAAAAGCUGUGCUUCCUGCCGUGUUGAGCAGCGUACCUGCGUACGCGAUGAAAUGUUCCAUUGUUCCAAACACUGCUUCGUUUUCAUUGAAACUAUAUGAAACCGUAAACUGUACCGUGAUGGGGGUGGAAAAUGAUAUGCUAGUAGUAGAACAUAAUGAAGAAAAGCAAGAAUACUCAAUUACCCGGGAAACUUCAAAAGAAGAAGAUUUGAAACAAGAAGGCAAACGUACAACAAACGCAACGGAAAUAACUAAUAAUGAAGAAAAGCAAGAAUACUCAAUUACCCGGGAAACUUCAAAAGAAGCAGAUUCGAAACAACAAGAGGGCCAAAGUACAACAAACGCAACGGAAAUAACUAAUAAUGAAGAAAAAAAGGAAUGCUUGAUUUCCAAGGAGAUGUCCACAGAGGCAGAAUCAGAACGGCAAGGUGAUGCAAGUUCAACGCAAGCAAAGAAAUUGGCACCUAGCGAAGAACGACAAGAAUAUGCCAUCACCAGAGAAACGUUUACAGAGGAAGAAUUGGAACAGCUUGACGAUAUAUCUCAAAGUACAACAAACGCCAUGAAAGCUGUGCUCGGGUACGUGCCAACGGAUGACGACAGGCUCUGCAAGCAUUACAACCCGAAGACGAAUGGCUGUUUCAAAGGAAGCAACUGUCGGUUACGACAUGAACCGAAAGAUCCGAACGGUUGGACGCUUGACAAAGACACGGUGUCCGUCUCCGUUCCAGCGCAGAUGGAAAUGCCACUGCCAAACACCUACGUUACACUGCACACGACAUGUAUUAUCGAUGUGGACACGUUCUAUGCGCACGUCAUCCGAGACAGUUCAGACUACUCCAAGUAUGAACAACUAAUGUCGGAAAUGAACGAUCCAGAGGUGGUGGCCAAUUAUAAACCACUUAAACUAAUGCCCGCGCUUGGUGAAUUAGUAAUUGCCAAGUAUGAAGAUCUUUGGUACCGGGCGACAGUUUGUGACGCUUUCGAUCGCGCGGUCAGUGUGUUUUAUGUCGACUACGGCAAUACGGCGAUGGUUGGAUCAAACGAGGUGCGCCGCUGGGAGGAUCGCUUUAAAUAUAUCCCAUUCCAGGCCGUUUGUUGUCGUAUCUCCAAUAUACAGCGCAUCAAACCGUGUCAUUUGGAAGCUAUUCAGCAGCUGUAUAGUUCCAUUCUGGACAAACAGCUAAGGGCCAUGAUAAUUGACAAUAAGCAUCCAUGGGAAGUUAUACUAUAUGAUAAAGAUAAUUUUGACAUCGGCGAACAACUGAUAAAAGCCAAUUUAGCGCUUCCGAGGAAACCAUGCAGAUUUGACGAAAACUCUUACAUCCCCGGUUAA
Molecule: messenger RNA, 1965 nt
Organism: Anopheles marshallii
Lineage: Eukaryota; Metazoa; Arthropoda; Insecta; Diptera; Culicidae
Product: tudor domain-containing 6-like
Exons: 5
Coding region: 1-1965 (654 amino acids)
Biological process (GO): spermatogenesis
Molecular function (GO): metal ion binding
Source: RefSeq, a predicted model, not a curated record